GUCAACGUUGUCAACAAAUACCUAACCUACAAAAUUUUCUGUAUUCCAUAUCUUUUUUUUCCAAAUUUUCACUAAAUUUCAUUAAAUCGUGAAUAAAAAAAUGGAAAAUCCCAGUGGAGAACCGGUCCUGCUCGACAAAGAAGAUCUCCUAAAACGACAACGGCAAGAAAAAAAAGAACUACAAAACAAAAUCCAGGGUAUGAAAAAAAGUAUCCCCAAAGGAGACAAACAGAAGAAAAAGGAGAUUACCGAAGAAAUUUCGCGGCUAGAAAAGGAACUUGACAAUAGACACAAUGAAGAGCUAAACGGCUUUAAAGAAAUCGAAGCUGAUAACUGUAUAGAACCUACCGCAGAAGAGCCAGAAGAUGAUGAAGUGCAGAUAGAUAAAACAGCUCCGAAAAUGUCCAGGGCCCAAAAGCGGCGCAAUAAAAAAGAAAGCGAGGCGAAGGAGAGGGAGAAACGCAUUCAGGAGCAAGCUGAAAAAAACAGAGAGGGCCCCCGGUUUGUUGAAAUGACAUCAAUCAAAAAUUCUUUAAAAGAAAUUGAUCUUCAAAUUCAUAACAUCCCUGCCGAUGGUAACUGUUUGUAUUUGGCAGUUAAACAUCAACUAACAGUCAGUGGUAGGCCUAGCUAUAGUGUCACUGAACUAAGGAAAAAAACCGCUAAUUACAUGAGGGAACAUAAGGAUGAUUUUCUACCAUUUAUGUACAAUGAAGAUGAUGAUUCUGAGAUGAGUGAAGAAGGGUUUGAGAGCUACUGUAAGGAAGUGGAAAAAACGAAACUAUGGGGGGGUCAACUGGAACUAAAAGCCUUGUCAAACAUUAUAGGAUGCCCUAUAAAAGUGAUACAAGCAAAUGGCCCUCCAACAGUUCAAGGGGAAACCUUUAAAGGACCAGAACUUAUUUUAACAUAUCAUAGGCAUUUGUACAGGUUGGGUGAACAUUACAAUUCUACACUGCCACUAGUAGAUGAAGAAAAUGAUGUAUGAUUGUGGCAUUCUUGUUGUCAUCAUGUAAAAUUUAUUUGAAUUGAGCAGUGUGAGAUUGAUGUGUUUUUGGAUGAAAAUGGAGAUAAAGCCUGAAUAUCAGUGUAAUUAUUUCAUUUCAUCUCUUAUCGUUUGUUGACCCAUUUUAAAUUUUGAUGUUAUCUUAGUUAAGAAAUAAGAAAAAAGGUGGAUUCAGA
Anthonomus grandis grandis is the source of this 1182-nucleotide messenger RNA. Its product is annotated as deubiquitinase OTUD6B. Bases 101 to 988 code for a protein of 295 amino acids. The record is from RefSeq and is a predicted model, not a curated record. Gene Ontology annotation, molecular function: cysteine-type deubiquitinase activity. NCBI's taxonomy places the organism in Eukaryota, Metazoa, Arthropoda, Insecta, Coleoptera, Curculionidae. The transcript has a single exon. Gene Ontology annotation, biological process: protein deubiquitination.